ACUUCAAAAUCUUUCUGAAAGCAAACUUCUCUCGUCUCUUUCCUUUCUCCUUUGAACACAUUUCCCUUAGCUACAAAGGACUAACCCUUUGACGUUUUAAAAAAAACAAGUACACGACAUAAAGUUCCAAAGAGCAGUCAAUGGACAAGAAAAAGUCAGUAUCUGGUUCCUCUUCAUCCUCCUCUUCUUCAUCUUUCGAUCAUCUUUUUGGUCCAAGAAACUCUUCCUCGUCUUCUUCAUCAACAACAGGAUUGUUCCAAUCCAUUUUCCCACCACCUGCAACGGGGGCUCAAGCAGACUUGGCAAAUCGAAAUGGAGCUGCCAAAUAUGAACAUCCGAAUUUUGGGAUUUCAUAUGAGAGAGGAGAAAUGAGGAAAAAUAAGGAGAAAAAGAAUUACCAAAAUGAAGAAACACAACCACCAUGCAACUUGAGUUCAUCCAUUUACUAUGGGGGCCAAGAAAACUAUCCUUCUUCAACACCACCACAAUCAACAAACAAUCCAGAUGCUAAAGAUGGAAGGGAAGGCGAUUCUGAAAGUGCAUCAAGAGGAAACUGGUGGGAAGGCUCGGUUUAUUACUAGUUAUCAAUUCUACCCGAUGCUGCACUCUAUAAACAAAGGAACCCUAAUCAGGUGAAUAUGGAAAUUGACGUGUUGAAAUACCUAACCGAGAAAAGAAUAUUCAUAUAUAUAAGAAGUAAUGUAAGAGUAUAUAUAUGUCUUAUUAUAAAAAAAGAGAUAAAAUAAUAUAUCGUAUAAUAUAUUAUACGAUGAAAUUAACGUCUAUUGACUUAUAUAAUAUCAAGGGAAUAGACUCGUUCUUGUUGAUUCUAUAUGUUUCGACGAAGGCAGCAUGUUAGACAAGUCUCUUUUUACUGAA
Messenger RNA from Brassica oleracea var. oleracea, 879 nucleotides. RefSeq lists its product as uncharacterized. The record is from RefSeq and is a predicted model, not a curated record. Bases 141 to 581 code for a protein of 146 amino acids. Lineage: Eukaryota; Viridiplantae; Streptophyta; Magnoliopsida; Brassicales; Brassicaceae. The transcript is spliced from 6 exons.